This is a messenger RNA of Grammomys surdaster, 1765 nucleotides long. It is a transcript of the gene Ilf2, whose product is annotated as interleukin enhancer binding factor 2. The transcript is spliced from 14 exons. The coding region runs from base 93 to 1265 and encodes 390 amino acids. Lineage: Eukaryota; Metazoa; Chordata; Mammalia; Rodentia; Muridae. The record is from RefSeq and is a predicted model, not a curated record.
UGGGACACGCCGGCCAGACGUUUCUCUGCCAGCCUGGUUCUUCCAAGGGAAGAGCGGUUGAGUGGCCUCCAUUGUUCAGGAUUAAGCGGGCCAUGAGGGGUGACAGAGGACGUGGUCGUGGUGGGCGCUUUGGUUCCAGAGGCGGGCCUGGAGGAGGGUUCAGGCCGUUUGUGCCCCAUAUCCCUUUUGAUUUCUAUUUGUGUGAAAUGGCUUUUCCCCGGGUGAAGCCAGCACCUGAUGAAACCUCCUUCAGUGAAGCCUUGCUGAAGCGGAAUCAAGACCUUGCUCCCAAUUCUGCUGAGCAGGCUUCUAUCCUUUCUUUGGUGACAAAAAUCAACAAUGUGAUUGACAACUUGAUUGUGGCUCCAGGGACAUUUGAAGUGCAAAUUGAAGAAGUCCGGCAGGUAGGAUCAUAUAAAAAGGGGACAAUGACCACAGGACACAAUGUGGCUGACCUGGUGGUAAUACUAAAGAUUCUGCCAACUUUGGAAGCUGUUGCCGCCCUGGGGAACAAAGUUGUGGAAAGCCUAAGGGCACAGGAUCCCUCCGAAGUUUUGACCAUGCUGACUAAUGAAACUGGCUUUGAAAUUAGCUCUUCUGAUGCUACGGUGAAAAUUCUCAUUACAACAGUGCCACCCAAUCUCCGAAAACUCGAUCCAGAACUCCAUCUGGAUAUCAAGGUGUUGCAGAGUGCCUUAGCGGCCAUCCGGCAUGCCCGCUGGUUUGAAGAAAAUGCCUCUCAGUCCACAGUUAAAGUUCUCAUCAGAUUGCUAAAGGACUUACGGAUUCGUUUUCCUGGCUUUGAGCCUCUCACACCCUGGAUCCUUGACCUACUUGGGCACUAUGCUGUGAUGAACAACCCUACCAGACAGCCUUUGGCCCUGAAUGUGGCAUACAGGCGCUGCUUGCAGAUUCUGGCUGCAGGACUGUUCUUGCCAGGGUCAGUGGGCAUCACUGACCCCUGUGAGAGUGGUAACUUCAGGGUACACACAGUUAUGACCCUAGAACAGCAGGAUAUGGUCUGCUACACAGCUCAGACUCUGGUUCGAAUUCUCUCCCAUGGAGGCUUUAGGAAGAUCCUUGGCCAAGAGGGGGAUGCCAGCUAUCUUGCUUCUGAAAUCUCUACCUGGGAUGGAGUGAUUGUGACACCUUCAGAAAAGGCUUAUGAGAAGCCGCCUGAGAAGAAGGAGGGAGAGGAAGAAGAGGAGAACACAGAAGAACCACCUCAAGGGGAAGAAGAAGAAAGCAUGGAGACGCAGGAAUGACCUUCCCUUUACUGUUUCUCCCCAAAGGAAGAUGAACCUAAGCCAGCCACCAUGGGGCUUUAGAUGGUGGCAUUUCUGCAGCAUAGGGAGAUAGCAGGAAGGAAAACAAACUGUAAAGAAAAAAAAAAAACGCUACUGUUUUGAUGGUGGCUAAGCAGCUAGAAGUCUCCCAUUUGUGACUGCACAUGCCAUCCGUCCAUCUGUAAUGAAGCAGAAUGCCACACAUUCCCAAUAUUUAAACCUAACCACUCCCAACCAGUAUUUUUUGUUGAAACGUUGUAACUGUCAUUGAGUAUCUGGGGAUUUUUUUUUUUUUUUCUAAGAAAAAAUGAUUAAAGUACUUCCUACUGGGGCUUUUGAUUUUAUUUUUCUUCAAUAUGUAGCAACUACUUUUGGCUUCUAUACACUUCAUUAGAAUUCAAGUAGAGUCCUUUAUUAUAAACACUGAUAUUGCUGUUUCAAAGUACGUAAAUUAAAAGUAAUGGACUCCUGGAAUACCA